CCUCCAAUGCCCCCGAGCUGGUGGUGUAGCGCUCGGCCACCGCCUUCCGCCUGCUGCCGGACCUGCAGGCAGCGGUCAGGUCAGGGAAUUGUCACGGAAUUGUGCACCCUCCGCGGCGUGGGCCCCGCCACCGCCUCGGCGGUCCUUGCUGCUGGAGUCCCCGAGGAGGCAGCAUUCAUGUCCCACGAGGCAGUGGCCGCAGUGCCUGGCCUGCUAGCUCUGCAGUACACUCUCAAGCACUACAUGUUGUACCUGGGUCGGGGGCGGGAGUGUGCCACAGCCCUGAGCAGAGGCAGCACCUCAGGGGUGUGGACCCCUCACCACGUGGAGACAGCACUGUGGACCUGGGUUGUGGGGCAGAAGCUGUGCCCCGACCUGCUGCCCAACCUCGGCCCUGGCCCAGCCACCCCUGAGGGCACUAGGCCAGCCAAGAAGCACAGGACCCAGGCUGAUUGAACGUGGCUGUGGCCCAGGGCCUGCUCACCUGCCGCGCAUCCUCAGGCCACAGGUCUCUGGUUGGCCAGCUGGCAGAGCAGGAGCCAGCUGCUGUAGGCACUCAGUAAAUGC
This is a messenger RNA of Ceratotherium simum simum (southern white rhinoceros), 567 nucleotides long. The record is from RefSeq and is a predicted model, not a curated record. Lineage: Eukaryota; Metazoa; Chordata; Mammalia; Perissodactyla; Rhinocerotidae.